AGUCCCGCCUCAAUGGGACACCUCCGGUUGCGUGACCUAAUUGGCCGCAGUCAGCUCCAGUACAUCGACUACAAAGUAGAGUACGGUUUGCGUUUCAAUCCGAAUGCCGCCACCGAAAGCGGGAAAUACCGGCCAUCGAUAGCGCUGACGCCUCAACAGAAACCGGUAGAGCCGGUGCCUAUCGUGCAAAAAAUUGGUCCCCCGGAAGAAGUCCAACAUAAACCGGAAGAAGUUUCAGAACCUCACAGGAAUGAAACGCUGCUGAUGACAGCAGCUGGUUCCGAAAACGUUCCAGUUCAAAUUGUUUCAACUCCUAAGCCGCCGAGUCGUUUGGACAAAACGUUGACCUUAUUCGGGCAACGACUGAAGAAUUUUAUGGUCAAUUCACUGGAACCAAACACUACCGAAUCUCGAAUCGUUCAGAAGCUGCGCUCCCCGUUGACCAUUUUCAGCUUGUUUAAUGUUUUUAAAUUUCAAAAUGGACCAUGCUUAGCUCAGAGAAAUCGUCAGCUUCCAUCUCUUCAGGGCGUUUGCUACCACGAGUUCGAGUGUGCCCAACUUGGCGGGGUUCCCAUGGAUCUGUGCGCCGAAGGAUUCGGAGUUUGUUGCGUUUUCCAACUGGGUUGCAACGACCAAACGUCCCAGAACACCAGCUACUUCCAGAGUCCGGGCUUUCCUAAGGGUACCAGCAAAAAGCUUAUCUGCAGCUUCACCAUAGCGCUUAGCUGGAAUGUACGUCAGGUGCGGUUGGAGUUGUUGUUUUUCGAAAUGGGAGCCCCAACCGAUGGGAAUUGUCUGGAGGAUCAGUUGAUAGUAUCGGUUCAGAAUAGCUACCGUCGAUAUCCGGUGCUCUGUGGCAUCAACAGUGGACAACAUAUGUACCUGCAAAUCGAGCGGGAGUAUUCGCAUUUUGUUUACUUAACCGCAACGUCAAACUCGAAUGAACCAAAGGCAUUCAACAUUCGAAUAACUCAGCUAGCGGAUAUGGAGGCUCCCGAUGGAUGUCUUCAAUACUUGAGUGGUGUGAAUGGUUACAUAAAGUCCUUCAAUUACGAGGACCAAUCGGUGCUGGUACUCAAACGGGUCCCGAGCUAUUAUAACCUUUUUAAAUUACAGAACAAUCUCAACUACGCCAUCUGUAUCCGGCGGAUGCCAAAUUUUUGCAGCACCACCUUUUCGAAUGUGGGCGAAAACGGCGAGGCAAACGAAUUUCAGCUGGUCAAUUUCGAUGAGGAGGGCAUAAGUCUCACCAAACCGGACACCGCAGGAGUAGAAAUCUACAGCUGCCCAGAUGAUUAUCUGGCGAUCAACUAUCUACGACUUUGUGGGGAACGAUUGAACGAUGGUUCCUCAACUGAAGAUUACAUGCAAAAUGCUCCGGUCAUGGACGACAGUGCUGGACCCAUUGUGAUCCCGGUACGUUCCGAUCAGGAGUUUGUCGGCCGAGGAUUCAAACUGAUGUUCAAACAGGAGGUGUGCAAUAGAGCUUAGCAUUUUUUUUUCCUCAGAUUUAGUAGUAUAGUUUAAUUUA
This is a messenger RNA of Uranotaenia lowii, 1531 nucleotides long. RefSeq lists its product as uncharacterized. NCBI's taxonomy places the organism in Eukaryota, Metazoa, Arthropoda, Insecta, Diptera, Culicidae. Bases 13 to 1491 code for a protein of 492 amino acids. The transcript has 6 exons. The record is from RefSeq and is a predicted model, not a curated record.